AUGAAAGAUGAUGUCGUUCAUUUAAAUGUUCCGGUGAUCCGGCAACUCUACCAUUGGGACUGCGGACUCGCCUGUUCGAGAAUGGUUUUGAAGUAUCUGCAUCCAGUGACUGAAGAGGAGUUUCAGAGUGCCUGCUUGGAGCUAAAACUGACAGAGAGCGUGUGGACAAUCGACCUGGCUUAUCUCAUGUGUCAACUAGGAGUCAAGCAUCGCUUCUGCACACAAACGCUAGGAGUUGACAAGGGCUUUAAAAAUCAAUCUUUCUAUAAAAAGCAUUUUGACACUGAGGAGGAUCGAGUGAAUGAGCUGUUUUUGAAGGCUGAAAGCAAAGGCGUCGUGGUGAACAAAUGCUCCGUAACCAUCCAGGAGAUCCAGGCCCAUUUGGACCAAGGCCACGUGGCCAUUGUUUUAGUCAAUGCUGUGGUGCUGGUGUGUCAGGACUGCUCCACACCAGUGAAGUACUGCUGCUUUCUCCCCGUGGGUCAGAAGUGCUUCUGCCGAAAGCCAGAGUAUCAAGGCCAUUUUGUGGUGGUGUGCGGUUUCAACCGCAGCACGGGCUGCAUCUUCUACAAUAAUCCCGCCUACUCUGAUCGUGUGUGUUGCACAAGCAUCAGCAAUUUUGAAGAGGCCAGAAUGAGCUACGGCACAGACGAGGACAUACUGUUCAUCUACAAAGAGAGCUGA
Molecule: messenger RNA, 684 nt
Organism: Chanos chanos (milkfish)
Lineage: Eukaryota; Metazoa; Chordata; Actinopteri; Gonorynchiformes; Chanidae
Gene: gucd1
Product: guanylyl cyclase domain containing 1
Exons: 5
Coding region: 1-684 (227 amino acids)
Source: RefSeq, a predicted model, not a curated record